CACGGAAAUGAAAGCAGUACUUCCGGUUGGGCAAUCUCCGGGAGCCGGCAGGAUUGGUACGCCUUGUUGGGCCUUGUUCGGAAGCUCCGCCCUCGCUCCGGUCUUUCUGGAACCCGCAGUUCGAUCUCGGCGGUGCGGGACAGCGUCCUGGGCGCGCGUGUGUCUCCCAUGGCUGAUGCGACCCCAAACGGCCCCCAAGGGGCGGGCGCCGUGCAAUUCAUGAUGAACAAUAAACUGGACACCGCAAUGUGGCUUUCUCGUUUGUUCACAGUUUACUGCUCAGCUGUGUUUGUUUUGCCUUCUUUUGGGUCUCCGGAAACAAACGUCUACUACCAGCGUGCAUUGCUGGCAAAUGCUCUUACUAGUGCCCUGCGGCUGCACCAAAGGUUACCACACUUCCAGUUAAGCAGAGCGUUCCUGGCCCAGGCUUUGUUAGAGGACAGCUGCCACUACCUGCUGUUUUCACUCAUCUUUGUCAAUUCUUCCCCAGUUACAAUGAGUAUUUUUCCAGUCUUGUUGUUCUCUUUGCUUCAUGCUGCUACGUACACAAAAAAGGUUCUUGACGCAAAGGGUUCAAAUAGUUUACCUCUGUUGAGAUCUGUGUUGGAUAAAUUAAGUACUAAUCAACAGAACAUCUUGAAAUUCAUUGCUUGCAAUGAAAUUUUCUUGAUGCCUACUACAGUUUUUAUGCUUUUUAGUGGCCAAGGGAGUUUGCUGCAGCCUUUUAUAUACUACAGAUUUCUUACCCUUCGAUACUCCUCUAGAAGAAAUCCGUAUUGUCGGACAUUGUUUAAUGAACUGAGGAUUGUUGUUGAACACAUAAUAAUGAAACCUGCCUGUCCACUAUUCGUGAGAAGACUCUGUCUCCAGAGCAUUGCCUUCAUAAGCAGACUGGCACCAACAGCUUGAAUUUUCCUAGACAAUUGCAGCAGUUCAGAUGCCUUUUGAAAGGAUUGUAAUUGAAGAUGAGCAUAUGACUAUACUCGUAUCUGAUCUGAAAUAAUAAUGAAGAAUAUCCUGUAGAUUACAUAUUUAUCCAUCAAAUCUGAUUUGAAAGGUUAAAUAGGAAGGUUUAUAGGUAAGAUGAUUGGGAACGGGGCUGGGAUAGUUGUGGGGGAAUUUCAGGCUCAUAAUGCAUAGAUAAAUUUGAGGGAAUUGGAUGCUUUAUGCAACUGUGAUUGGGUUGUAUAUUAUGUUAAAUUUUGUGUAUUGAGCUCCUAUCAACUCUAAAAUUCAUUCUGAUCCUUACUACUAUUGCAUGAUUGGAAAUGUUUAAAACAUUGCACAAUUUUAGUCUGUAAUGGUUUUUGUAACCAAUUUUCUUCUGUCCGCAUGUAAUUUGGAUUUAUCAAAUACAUUCAUUAAUAACUUACACGAAACAUCAAUUUUCUUUGUUCAAGUUCAGUAUAGAAAGGUGAUAUUACGAGGGUAAAUUAUCAAAAUAAUUUUACUUGAUAGCUUAACUGUAACACUAUUUUUGUAUUUUGUCAUACUUGUCCACUAAGUUGAAAAAGCAACCUCCUGAUAUGCAGUUGAUUUUUUUUUUUAUGUGUGUGGAUAGCCUCCUUACCACUAUCUGUGUAAACUGAUGGUUUUGAAAACAACUUUGUAGAGCAAUAAAGUUGACUGUUAUGUUAAGUAAA
Molecule: messenger RNA, 1643 nt
Organism: Perognathus longimembris pacificus (Pacific pocket mouse)
Lineage: Eukaryota; Metazoa; Chordata; Mammalia; Rodentia; Heteromyidae
Gene: Tmem33
Product: transmembrane protein 33
Exons: 9
Coding region: 169-909 (246 amino acids)
Biological process (GO): endoplasmic reticulum tubular network organization; membrane organization
Cellular component (GO): membrane; endoplasmic reticulum
Source: RefSeq, a predicted model, not a curated record